GCAAAACUGAACGAAGUGCAGAAUGUUUCUCUCGUCAACAAAUGCGUGCUUUUCCAAGUUUAUAUCGAGUUCAUCUUGUCCGCUCAAGUCUUCUGAUGUUUAAAAUGCAUUUAUGUUCAUAAUUUAUCAUUUUAAAGAAUAAUCUUUAAAGAAGGAUCAUCAUUCAUCACAAGUUUGUGCCAAGACUUAAAAAUGCAUUCAAAAUUCCGAUUUUAUCUUAUCCUUGUUGCAUGCAGUGGUGUAAUAUUUUUUGUUUUGUAUAAAACUUUAUCUGGAGAAGAACAAGAUUCUGAAUCUCAUUCAAAAUAUUCUCAACUGGAACGAUUAAGUUCAUAUCAGAAACUUGUGUCAAAAAGUGUUCCAUUGGUAAACAUCAAUGACCUUAUGCCUGUGACCCAGUCAAUAUUCCAUUUAGAAAGACAAAGGCAGAAAGAAGCUCAAGUUCAUGCAAAUAUUCGUAAAAAUUCUGCAUCCAAGUCUAUUUUUCCUAAACAGUCUCUUUCUGUUGAUGAAUUUGAAAAAGAUGAACUUGAAAUUGAUCAUCCAGUUAGAUCUGUAAAUGAAAGGGUUAGCAAAGGAAUUAGAACUCCAAAGCCAGAAGAACUUGUUAACAUUGAGAGAAAAUUUGUUCACUUGGAUCUUAAAGGAGCACCACCUAUUGUUAGUUAUUAUAAAAAGUUGUUUCCUCUUUUGCGCAAUUUAGGUGCAAAUGGGCUUCUUAUUGAAUAUGAAGAUAUGUUUCCGUUUCAUGGCCCUCUAGAACAACUAUCUGCUCGUAAUGCUUAUACUAAAAAUGAACUCACAGAAAUAUUGUAUCUGGCAAAAAUGAAUAACUUGGAAGUGAUGCCAUUAAUACAAACUUUUGGCCAUAUGGAGUUCAUCUUGAAACUACAAACUUAUUUAGAACUAAGAGAAGUUCCUGCUUAUCCACAAGUCAUUUGUCCUUCGAAUAAUGGUACACAAUUACUUCUUCGCCAAAUCAUUGAUCAAGUUGUUGCCCUACAUCCUCAAAUAAAAUGGUUACAUAUAGGUUCUGAUGAAGUUUAUUAUAUUGGAGAAUGCAAUUUGUGUCAAAAAUUUAUGAGAAAACAUUUUAUGGACAAAGAAGACCUUUUCAUUAAUCAUGUCAAAAGUAUCGCCAAAUAUAUUAAAGAGAAGUAUCAAAUACAGCCAAUAAUGUGGGAUGACAUGUUUCGUAUGGUUCCCGAUGAGACGAUAAGAAAAUCAGAAAUUUGGAAAUAUGUAGAAAUCAUGGCAUGGCAAUAUGGUCCUUAUGUAGAAAUGAAGAUUUCACCUGAUGCAUGGAUAAAAUAUGGGAAAUAUUUUUCAGGCAUAUGGGUUGCAAGUGCAUUCAAAGGAGCAACUGGAGCUAAUCAGUAUAUGACAAAUAUUUCCUAUCAUCUUGAAAAUCAUAUCUCUUGGAUAAGUGUUUUAUCUAAAUAUAGAAGCGAGAUUAAUUUUAAGGGUUUUAUUUUAACUGGAUGGCAGCGUUAUGAUCAUUUUGCUGUGCUAUGUGAACUUUUACCAGUAGCAAUUCCUUCCCUUGCCAUUAAUUUAUUAUUUCUUGAAAGGCAGGUAGUUGAUAAUGAUUUAUUUCAAAAAGCAAGAGAUAUACUUUUGUGUGAUUCCAGGCUUUCGCGCAAUACUAACUAUACUUCUGAAGAAGUUUUCUGCAACUACCCUGGAAGCAAUGUAUUUAAAGGUGCCCAGAGACUUACUCAUUUAAAUUUUAUGUUGCAAAAGUUUUUGUCUAAUAGCCAUAUUAUUGGUUGGAUGAAUGAAUACAAUAUACAGAUGCUGUUUUCUAGUCCAGCCCAUGUGGAAUUAGGGACUCAGAAUCUGGAAGCUUUAUCAACAAAUGCUACUUUGCUGCACACUUUCUUUCAAAAUACUAUGCCUGAGGUGUAUGAUAAACAUACUAUUGAUGAAUGGUUAAUGACAUUUGUUAAGCCUGUUAUUACUCAAAUUGACAAAAUUCGAAGCAAUGCUGAUGAAUUAUUAAAGUUCAGGUCUUGGCCUCGUAGACCGUUAAUGUGAAACAUAAGCCAUCUUUGAAGGAGAUUAGUGGUAACCUUGAUUUUUCUAAAAGUUCAUACAUAACUAUAUUUUGAUGCAUUUUAACUUUGACAGAUUGAUUGCUUUAUGUGUUCGUAAAGUUCAAGUGUUUCAAGCCAAACUAAAAGAUUAGACUUCAAAUUGUGAACAAAUGUGAUAUUUUUUAUGGUUAGAUUGAUAUUACGGAUUCUUUGUGUGUGCAUGUAUCCACAUUUUUCUUGCUCAAAUGUAUAUAUAUAUACAGUCAUCGCUCGAUAUAACGACCAUCUCCAAUAUAACGACCAUCUCCGUUCCAGAAAAAAAGGUCUUUAUAACGAGUGGUCGUUAUAAGAGGUAUUAUUUAA
This is a messenger RNA of Uloborus diversus, 2399 nucleotides long. RefSeq names its product hexosaminidase D-like. The record is from RefSeq and is a predicted model, not a curated record. Gene Ontology annotation, biological process: carbohydrate metabolic process. Gene Ontology annotation, molecular function: hexosaminidase activity. The coding region runs from base 193 to 2037 and encodes 614 amino acids. The transcript is spliced from 3 exons. NCBI's taxonomy places the organism in Eukaryota, Metazoa, Arthropoda, Arachnida, Araneae, Uloboridae.